Molecule: messenger RNA, 260 nt
Organism: Drosophila suzukii
Lineage: Eukaryota; Metazoa; Arthropoda; Insecta; Diptera; Drosophilidae
Source: RefSeq, a predicted model, not a curated record
AAAUUUUUACUACUGAAGGUAUAACAUAACUUCAUAGAGAUGCACUAUUUGAUGGUACUAGUCCUGAUUGCACUUUUGGCCAUGGCCUUUGUGAAUGCAAGCCCAGUUCCGGAUCCGAACGGAGAAGUGCUCGUCAUCAUUAACCAAAAAGUCCCAGAAGAUUGUCUCACUUCAACUACGGGUUGGUAAACCCUUAAUAAAUUGUAUCCAACAAAGGGUUUUUGCAAAAUUGUAUAAUAAAUAAAUACAAUGACGGUUAA